AUGUUGAGAACCACCCCGCUCAGCAGGCCCGUUUCCCGGGCCAGCAGACUGCUCUACACGUCCGUUUUGGACUCCGACAUCAACAUCACCCGCAACGGAAAAGUCAACGUGGCCGUGGGCCCCGGCGGCCGCUCGUCACGCACGGGCUACACCGCCACUGUUUUCGGCGCGCUGGGCUUCUUGGGCCGCUACUUGACGUCCAAGUUGGCCCGCCACGGCACCAACGUCGUGGUGCCGUUCCGCGACGACUUGAAAAAACGCUUUUUGAAGGUCACGGGCGACUUGGGCGUGGUCAACUUCGUCGAGUUCGACCCCCGCAACUUGCGCUCCGUCGAGGAGCUGGUGGCGCACUCGGACAUCGUGUUCAACUGCAUCGGUGCGGACUACUGGACGAAGAACUUCUCCAUGGCCGACGUCAACAUCGGCAUCACCGAGCGCAUCACGCAGGCGGUGAAGGACGCCGGCUGUGCCCGCUACGUGUACGUGUCCUCGUACAACGCCAACCCGGCGUCGGACUCGAUCUACUACGCCACCAAGGGCAUUUCCGAGCAGGUGGUCAGGGGCAUCUUGCCGGACAGCACCAUCGUGCGGCCCGCGCCCAUGUUCGGGCGCGAGGACUCGUUGUUAAACUACUUGGGUCCCAAGUUGAAGAUGUGGACGCCCAACAGAAACGCCAAGGAGAUCUACCCCGUGCACGUGAUGGACGUGGCCAAGGGCUUGGAGAAGAUCGGCUACGACGACUCCACCGCCGGCCAGACGUACGAGUUGUACGGCCCCGAGAAGUUGUCUUUCUUGGAGAUCCGCAAGAUGAUCCACGGAAUCACCCAGGACUACACACAGCUCGGGCCCUUGUCGUACAGUUUCGGCGACUACAAGGUGCCCUUGGCGUUGGCCAAGCUCGUGGCGCAGGCCAAGCAAUACAUCUACUGGAAGCAGACCAACCCCGACCAGAUCCAGAGACACUUGAUCGACCAGACCAUCGACCCUUCCGCCAAGAACUUCCACGACUUGGGCAUCACGGACUUGGACCAGUUGGCCAACGUCUUGUUCACAUACGUCAAGGGGUGGAGACACCCUUUGAUUGCCCAGCAAGGCAGCUUGACCAAGAAGGAAGCGCGCAGAUUGCGUGAGCAACAGCACUUCACCUGA
Molecule: messenger RNA, 1149 nt
Organism: Metschnikowia bicuspidata var. bicuspidata NRRL YB-4993
Lineage: Eukaryota; Fungi; Ascomycota; Pichiomycetes; Serinales; Metschnikowiaceae
Exons: 1
Coding region: 1-1149 (382 amino acids)
Cellular component (GO): mitochondrion
Molecular function (GO): protein-containing complex binding
Source: RefSeq, a predicted model, not a curated record